Molecule: messenger RNA, 2196 nt
Organism: Recurvomyces mirabilis
Lineage: Eukaryota; Fungi; Ascomycota; Dothideomycetes; Mycosphaerellales; Teratosphaeriaceae
Exons: 6
Coding region: 1-2196 (731 amino acids)
Biological process (GO): DNA-templated transcription; regulation of DNA-templated transcription
Molecular function (GO): carboxy-lyase activity; DNA-binding transcription factor activity, RNA polymerase II-specific; zinc ion binding
Source: RefSeq, a predicted model, not a curated record
AUGACCUCCUACCCACUGCCUGAAGUGGAUCCGCAGAUCACUGGUGUAACCAGCUCGCCAUACCCGGAGGCCAUCCCACAUCAAUCAGACGUCGACGACUUCCUGCGCAAGAAACGAAAGGCCCGUGAACACAAGGCAUGCUAUCCGUGCCGACAGCGUAAAGUGAAAUGUGAUCUUUCGCGGCCCUGCCAGACCUGUCGGGACCGAGACCACCCGGAACUAUGCUCAUACCAUCCACCAAACAAGCGGCAGAAUAUUGACAUGGACCACCCCAUGAUCAAGGCCGAGGAAGGUGUCAAUGGGAACAGCUUCGUCACGCUUGGGCGCGGCGAAUUCGAGAUGCUAUGCAGCAAGCUCAAUGGACUCGAGAAUUCCAUUGCUGAGCUUCGGCAUGAGAUCAGCCGCAAUUCAGCUGUCGACCCGAACAUCACUAGGCACGAGAGCCACGCUGCGGCAGGCGCUGCCAAGCCGAAUGGGCACCACCGCAAGGAGAAUGCUCCAACUCACACAGAUGUUCACGGCAUCCACACCCGCAACGAAGCUGGAGAGAUUGUCCAUCUUGGGGGCGGCUCGAUCCCCGCAAUGCUGUAUGCACUUGGUCAGGGCCAAGGUCAAAGUCCGGAGGAGAAGAUGAAGUUGCAAGAACUGCUCGGUCGAUCCAUCUUACCACUUUUCGGCCUCGACAACGAAUCAGCGACCUACCCGUUUGUUGAUCUCUGGGGCCUUCCGCACGGCUCGAUACAGAGAGCACAAGAACUGGCUCGAGCUUUACCGAAUGACGCACAGUGUCUUCACUUGUUCCGCUGCUAUCGUGAUCUCGGUUAUGUCAUAUAUCCAGGCGUGGCCGAUCUGAGGGCUCUGGAGCAAGAGUUGGAUGAGUUCCUAGUCGCUCGAGCAGCUGAUGUGGAUUCUCAAGACGGCAUCACCGAGCAGAGCAUAUAUGGCAAGUCCUACCCCUGGCUUGCGGUGCUGUUCGCAGUACUUGGCAGUGGAGCACAAUGCAGUGCCACACCUCGCAAGGAGCGAGAGCUCACCUCACAGGUCUAUAUCUGCUGCAGUUUCGAGUGUCUACGGUACACGAACUUCCUUUCUCAGCCGCAUCUUGAUAGUAUACAGGCUCUCGCCCUUAUCGGUAACGUCAUGACCAACAAUAUGAAUGCUGGCACAGCAUGGAGUCUACUCGGCCUGACGAUUCGCCUUGCGCAAGGCCUGGGCAUCCAUCGCACAUGUCCUCCACAUGUUGCCACAAGUAUAGUGCUGCCUCGCAGUAAAGUCUGGUGGGCAAUUAUAUGGCAGGAUAGUCUUCUCUCGAUCACGUAUGACAGAGCAAGCACAACAUCAGCUAUGGACAACAACACCAUGCCAAUGCCGCAGCACUUUGAGGCUAUAGCACCAUAUCACGCCACAAUGUAUCAGCUGUCGAAGACCAAUCUGGAUAUUGUCCGUGAUCGGGCCACGACCAUGACUGAGGAUACGCAUCGAAGCCGGAUUCUGGAGCAUCGCGAAUCAAUCUCCACGAUCAUGCGAGAUUCUGUGGAGUACCUGCGAGACUCGAGGAUGUGCACGACUAGUCGGGAAACUCUAGAGCAUUGGGCAUUCUACUUGCACACUUCUUACGCUCUAUCGGAGUUGUACAGACCCGCCAUCAGUCCAAGCAAAGGCACAUCAGAGCUAGCGAGAUUAUUCAAGCUGCCUUGUAUUGAGAACCUCACAAAUACCCUGGAUGCUUACCUCGGUCUGAACAACAUCACCACGUUUGCAAAACAGUCCUGGGCAGCGGUUCAUCGUGCCCUCAGCUCAGCCCUUCUCCUCGGGAUCCUGGGUGAACAUAUCCGUAACGAGCGAGCCAGAAGGCUGAUGAGUCGGUUCAUUGUGGUCAUGGGCGAUAUGACCAACGCCAUGGAUCCGCAGGAGAUCUCUGCACCGGUACGAAGAGGCCUGGCUGCACUGGCCAAGCUAAAGAUACAGGAGCACGGUGAUGGGUAUGGCCCUGGCGGAGUACACAACGGGUCUGGGGACGGUGCAUCCGUGAGUAGCGAGGGUUCCAUUAGGAUCGACAAUGGAGCUUUAUUCACUCCGAGUCAAUCGGAAAGCAACAGUGUGCAGGGCGAAGAUCACUCGCCUUACUCUGUGCUGAACACAAUCCUCUGGGGGUCUGCGGAUCUUAAUCAAUACCCAGAGGUACCGAUCCUGUGA